UCACAAAUGCGAUCAAUGGCAGGGAACGAAGCUGUCAGUCGACAAACUGCUGAUUGCUAUAAACAUUACUUCCGAGACAUGUUAAGAGAUGACCGGUGUGAAAGGUGCUAAUAAAUGUCUGCAUGCCAAUGUUGUCCAAGGAUCGUUUAUCUUUUGAAAUUCGAAAAUCAUGUCUGUGGAAUGGAUGGAAUCAUGGGUUUUCAGACUGUGCCUAAAUUUACUUGGAUAUGCAACUGUUGCUAUUCCUGGUGCUCUUUUAGUACAGUAUUCAAAACAUGCAAAGUUUCUUGAUGCUCCUGAUAAUUGGUUCUUGAAAUAUGUGAAACUUUUUGUUCGUGGUCAAGAAGAUACAAGGCUGAAUGAAGCAGCAGGAAAUACUACUAACGUUAAGUAUAAACGAUCCACAUUUCAAAAAGCAGUCACUAUUAUGUCUUGCUUUGCUGGACUUCAGAUAUCGUACUUAACCUGGGGAAUUUUGCAAGAGAAGAUAAUGACUCAAGAAUAUCACAGUUCAAAUGGUGACACUGAAAAAUUUUCAGACUCUCAGUUUUUAGUAUUUGUAAAUCGUGUUCUUGCAUUUAUUUUUGCUGGUACUUAUGUUGUUGUAUCAAAUCAACCAAAGCACAUAGCUCCACUGUAUAAAUAUUCAUAUUGUUCAUUUUCAAAUAUUAUGAGUAGUUGGUUUCAAUAUGAGGCUCUUAAAUUUGUUAGCUUUCCAACUCAAGUUCUUGCUAAAGCAUCAAAAAUUAUUCCUGUGAUGAUUAUGGGCAAAAUUAUAUCAAAGAAAGCAUACAAAUAUCAUGAAUAUGCCACUGCAGUUGCUAUAUCUAUUGGUACUGCAAUAUUUCUCUUGUCGGGUAAAAAACAAGAUGAUAUUGCUUCUUCAACUACAGCAUCUGGAGUCGCUAUUCUUCUUGCAUAUAUUGUUAGUGAUAGUUUCACUUCUAAUUGGCAGAGUGCUCUAUUUAAGCAGUACCAUAUGACGUCUGUGCAAAUGAUGUGUGGAGUGAAUUUUUUUUCUUGCAUUUUUACAUCAAUAUCAUUGUUACAACAAGGCGGAUUUGUGAGAUCUUUCUUAUUUUUGUUGAAAUUUUCAAGCUUUUUAUGGGAUUGUAUAUUGCUGUCAAUAUGUUCUGCUGUAGGCCAGCUCUUUAUUUUUUAUACAAUAUCGGAAUUUGGACCUGUAGCUUUUGUUAUAAUAAUGACUGUGAGACAAAUUCUUGCUAUUUUAUUAUCAUGCUUAAUUUAUCAUCAUACUCUGACUUUAAGUCGAGUGUUUGGAGUAUUCAUAGUGUUUUCUACUAUAUUUUUACGAAUAUAUUUGAACCACAGAACAAAGCUUUUGCCUGUUAAAAUUGUUGUUGAAAAUAAUCAACAAGUGUAAUAUCUAAGUCGCAUUUUACUAUUCAGAUCUGCCAUAUAAAUAUUCUUUUUAGACUGUUUGUUACUUUUGAAUAUUUUAUCUUGUUUGUUAUUUAUUGUAAAUGAAUCUUUGUAUUUUAAUUUAUCUUUUUUUCAUGAUACUGUAUUAGAAAAAGGUUUGUAUGCAGUUGAAAAAUUAAAAGCAUAGUUUUUUAAAAGAAAGGAUUAUUUAAUUUUGUAUUUAACUAAGUAGUAUGAUUUUAUUCAAGUAAAUAUGCAAAUGAUUCCAGUCAUUGUGCUAGUAAUAUAUAUAUAUUCUAAUUUUAUGUAAGUGUCUUCCGGCACGAUUUUAUGUUCACAAAAUAUAUAGCAUCAGUUAUCAAAGUAACUAAAAGUUAAAAAUUUUGCUUAUUAAAAUUUGCGAUUAAUUGUUUUAAUAAUGAAAAGCAAUAACAAAAAUUAUUAUAAAUGAUAUUUUUCAUUCCAUAGUUAUAGGGUAUUAAACUUGUAAAAUGGAUUAAGGAUUAUUCUAGAGCCGGGACUUAUUUACUGUAAGAUCAAAACUUUACCUCAAAAUAGAAUUUUCUAAUAUUAUUCCAUUAAAUUAUUGCCAAGAAAUGAAUAAAAAUAAAUUGUGAACAGUUUUUAUUGUUUUAGAAUUACAGAAUUUCAAAUUAAUCUCCAAAUGACGAAUUUAUUCUAAACACUAGGAAUAUAUGUAUUUUUGUUAAUGGUGGCCACUGGUUAAUUUUUUGGCUUUUGCCACUACUAAGGCCAGAAGUGGUGGUCAUUUUAUUAGAGCCACCUAAUAGAUGUCCAGCGUUACUUCUUACGAGGGGACAGACAAUGUUCCAUGCCUUCUCUACGAUUCAAACCUAGGCUAUUCAGAACCGCAGUCAGCUUUCCUAGAAAUAUAAUACAGUGAAGUUUGUUGUAAACUUUAAGUAAUCUUGAAAGAUUAUUGAAAUAAUUUUUUCUCUCAAAAUGGAUGUUUAUGUUUUAUCAAAAAUUAACUGAGCCAAGAAUCUAGUCCCGAAGUGUCCCUUUUCUCCAAACUUCAAUUUUAAUAUAAUUAUUUCCAUGUUAUUAAAUCAUUCCUAUAGCAAGAACACGAAUUCAAACUCUAGCUCAAAAUUAUGAUUAUCUAUGACAUUGUUCUCCAUUUCAUGACAUCUAUGAAAUUAUGAUUAAACUGGAAUUUUGUUGACUAUUUUCCGUUUGUUAAUGUUAUGGCAGAGAUUAGUCAAAUAAAAACAUAAAUUAUGGUGUAAAUAAGUUUAAUUUCCCUAUCGUGUUUAGGUAUUUAUAAAUAAUUAUGGUACAUAAGUAUUGACACAACCACAUAUACAUAAUUUGGGAUUAUUUUUAAUAACUUUAAUUGCAAAAUUUUAUGUAUUUAUUACAUACAUUUUUCAUUCAUUUUUUAUUUCUUAAUUAGGUAUUUAUUCUGAAACUCGAUCAAUAAACCUAUUUACAUGCAUUUUUUUUCUUUUGUUUUGGUGGAAAUUCGAAUAGAUUCAGAACAAUUGUUCCUUUUAGUGAUUUAUAACCAAAUAUUCUAAUCUCGCAAAAAUUUUGCUGGAUUUUCUUGUACUGUAGACAUAUUUUAAAAUAAGGGCUAUUUUAAAAUAAAUAGAUAUUUAAAAAUAAUUCCCUUAAGGGCAUAUUUUAAAAUUGAGUUUAAAAAAAAUAUCAUGAUUUGUCUGUAAAACUUUUUGGAACAUGGAACAUAACAAAAAGGAUGCUUAUCUUUAGAAGUCAAACAACAAAAAUCAGCGUUAUAUUUUCAAAUUUUCACAGGAAAAUUUGAAAAUAUAACACUGACUUUUGUUGUUUGACUUCUAAAUUAAUUCAGUGUUUUUUUAAAUUUUCCAAUUAAUAGUAAUUUCCUAUUAUCUGAACCUGAUAUAUUAGCACUUGUUCACAGCAUUACUUGGUUUGGAGACAUUUUACCAUCAAUGCAGUUCUCCCAUUAAAUGCCUGCUUUUAGUGCUGUGUUGAUAAAAUAGUUCAGUCUUAUCAUUGUUGAAGAUAUGAAAUAGCUGCUAUAAAUCCUUAGACUCUCCAAAUAUAAGUAAUAUGACAUCAUUUCUUGAUCCACAGACUUCAUUUUCCCACCAAUAUUUUCAACUCUAAUGUUUUUCCCACUUGUAAUGUCAAACCUCUUAAUACCUUCUCCUUAAUUUUGUUCAUGAGCAAUUCAGCCUUGUUCAGUUCGCAAGUAAUUUCACAAGUAAAUCAGCCUUGGUCUUUAGCACUGGCUUGUUGAGAGAGACUUGUAAAAAUUUCUGAAGUGUAAACCACUAAAAUAACUUUAUUAAGUAACCAAAAUCUUUUUAUUUAAAAUUUAUUUCAUACUUCCCUUAUUUGUAUUCAAAGUAGUUAAAAUUUUUUGUGUUUUAAGAUGUUAUUUAUGGUUUGUUUACUUAAACUGUAUUUCCAAUGCACACUAGUUCUUAAAAAAAAAAAAAAAAAAAAAAAAAAAAAAAAAAAACUACAU
This is a messenger RNA of Stegodyphus dumicola, 3862 nucleotides long. RefSeq names its product adenosine 3'-phospho 5'-phosphosulfate transporter 1 (gene sll). Gene Ontology annotation, molecular function: 3'-phosphoadenosine 5'-phosphosulfate transmembrane transporter activity. NCBI's taxonomy places the organism in Eukaryota, Metazoa, Arthropoda, Arachnida, Araneae, Eresidae. Gene Ontology annotation, cellular component: Golgi membrane; endoplasmic reticulum membrane. Gene Ontology annotation, biological process: 3'-phosphoadenosine 5'-phosphosulfate transport; transmembrane transport. The record is from RefSeq and is a predicted model, not a curated record.